AUGGCCAAGAAAAAGAACAGCAGUCGCCAAAAAUCUCCUGAAGAUGCUGCUAAGAGGCUCAAGGAAGAAAGAUUGGCAAUACUACAUGCCGAAGUCAGGCAGGAAAUGGUACAAAGACGUAUAUUGGCAGUCAAUGAAAUAGCAGCAAAUCGUACAAAAUUGCACUUCCUUUCGUCAAAAGCAGUUGCUACAGGCCCUGUCGAAAUUUUUGACCGACUCCUCAUCGAGGUCAUGCGUCAAAUAUUCAAGGAAUUGACAGACAUUGAUUCUUUACACUCCUUAAUCUCCACCUCUCGAUCUUUCCAUGAAUGUUACAUCAACGAUCAAUAUCAAUGUGAAGUAUUCUGCAAAAUGCUAGUCGAUGAAAUGACCCUUCCUAUCUUCCUUCAAGCGGUUGCCAUAUCCAGCGAUUCAGUACGCAGAAUACGAUGGACAGGCCACGUGCGCGAGUUUAUGGACCAGUAUUCCACGGAUUCGAGAGCCACAACCUACGAUGGAAGCAGUUAUAAUAUGAGAACUCUGCUUUCAAUUGCAGAGUUCCAUUUGAUAAUAAAAGCUGUUGCUCGAGAUUUUUUCGAAUCUUGUUUGAAUUUGCAUCCGUGGACGCACGAGAAGUAUGAGAAGAGCGAGUUAGGGAGGCAUGAGGAGCUUCGAAUACAACGGGCUUUCCAUAAUCUUGAGCUAUACGUCCGUCUUUUUAAACGCGGCGAUUAUUAUCUCAUUGAGCAAACUUCGUUAAACGAGCGGUUACACGGAAUAAUCCGGGGGCGUCAAAUUGUCGGUCAAGAAAUUUAUGAGGCGUUCUUUGAUCAUUUCAGCUUUUGGGAACUAGAGGAGAUAGUCUCGGUAAAAGACUACAUGGAAAGAGAAUACAAUGAUGUUAUCAACGAAUGCAAAGAUUUUUUGGCAAAAAGCUCCCAGGCUCAGCAAUCCGGUUCUCCAUCGACCUUAAAAAGAAUACUUGAAGCGGGAAACAUCAAGUUGGGCAGCUGCGAUGAUUUCAGGAAACAUUAUAACGAAUUUAAUCGAACUUUUAUCAAUAAGGGUGUUGAGUUCUUUUGGAAGGUUUGUAACCAAAAUGGACCCAAGACGAAAAUUCCUCUUAUAGACAUUCCAAUACAACAAGACAAAAUACUAUUGUCUACUCAAUUCACAAAGAUAAUGACGAUUCACUACUAUCUGAUAGACCAGGCCUCGAAUAAUCAGCAAAGCCAAAUUGAAACAUCAGAAUACCUUCGAUUUCUGGACUGUUAUGAUCGCUCUCCCGAAAGCAGAGCGGGGCAACUCGAUUUUCCAAGCGCCCCUUUCACAUACAGCUUUAUCAGAUUUUUUAUGAUAUCCCAAAAGUAUUGCUUUCGGGACUGUUGGUCAUCCUGGGGUUAUUGUAUGUGGGACACGGAACGACUAUACCAUAUUCAAGAUAUCUUUUGGCCCACUGGCAACCCACUACGACUCAAUCAUGGUCCAAGGUCACGUUUGAGCUCUCGGGUUGUACUUUUACCAGCAUUGUAA
Messenger RNA from Botrytis deweyae, 1512 nucleotides. RefSeq lists its product as uncharacterized. Bases 1 to 1512 code for a protein of 503 amino acids. The transcript is spliced from 2 exons. The record is from RefSeq and is a predicted model, not a curated record. NCBI's taxonomy places the organism in Eukaryota, Fungi, Ascomycota, Leotiomycetes, Helotiales, Sclerotiniaceae.